AAAAAUAAAGUAAAAAUAAGAAAAACGAGGCCCACUUUGAGAAAUUUCACAAUUUCCUUAAAAGGGUACUAUAAAUCCAUUUUGUACUUCGCCAAUCAACUUAAAACAAGAAGAAAAAAUGUUUAAAAAUAUAUUUACAGACUACCCUUCCUGACCCUACAGAAGAAACCCAUUAAAGAUUCCUAGUAGCUUUCCAACGACCUCUUUCUCUGGUUUCCACUCUCUCUCUCUCCAACGAUCUUUCUCACUGGUUUCCAUUGCUUCUUCUUUGUCUAUAUCACCAAUCUCUCUGCAGAUUUUCUUUUAUCUUUUAUCUUUCCCUUGUUUUAGAGGAGAAUAUAGAAUGGCGGGUAUUUUGACUGCUGAACAAGUUUCUGAAUUUCAAGAAGCGUUUGGCAUGUUUGAUAAGGAUGGAGAUGGCUGCAUCACCAUCAAUGAACUGGCCACCAUAAUUCGUUCCUUAGGUCAGAAUCCAACCGCUGAAGAACUACAAGACAUGAUAAGUGAAGUGGACAUGGAUGGAAAUGGAACCGUUGAAUUUGAGGAGUUCUUGAAUCUCAUGGCCAGAAAAUUGAAGGAGACUGAUGCAGAGGAGGAACUUAGAGAAGCUUUUAAAGUAUUUGACAAAGAUCAAAACGGUUACAUCUCUGCUAAUGAGCUUAGGCUUGUGAUGAUUAAUCUUGGGGAGACAUUGACGGAUGACGAGGUGGACCAGAUGAUUAGGGAGGCUGACGUGGACGGUGAUGGCCAAGUCAAUUAUGAUGAAUUUGUAAGGAUAAUGUUAGCUGUUUGAUAGAAUUUCCCUAAACAUGGACAGGAGUUUGUGACCAUAACAAUGGCCAUUUGAUUGAAUUUUCUAUGGACAUCGUGGAAAUACAAGUUUCAGUUUGUAUGUAA
This is a messenger RNA of Magnolia sinica, 897 nucleotides long. Its product is annotated as calmodulin-5/6/7/8-like. NCBI's taxonomy places the organism in Eukaryota, Viridiplantae, Streptophyta, Magnoliopsida, Magnoliales, Magnoliaceae. The transcript is spliced from 4 exons. The coding region runs from base 344 to 793 and encodes 149 amino acids. The record is from RefSeq and is a predicted model, not a curated record. Gene Ontology annotation, molecular function: enzyme regulator activity; calcium ion binding.